Porites evermanni is the source of this 5444-nucleotide messenger RNA. NCBI's taxonomy places the organism in Eukaryota, Metazoa, Cnidaria, Anthozoa, Scleractinia, Poritidae. The record is from the annotation of a GenBank genome assembly.
UUUGGAGAUGUCCACUGAAUGCAUUGCUUAUUCCCGUUCUCCGUCAUUGCAGAUAUUACGUUAAACUAAACUUCUAAAAUGGCCGAAUUUCAAGCGGUAAUCAUGGCGGCUGGCACAGGCUCGCGAAUGUUUCCUUUGACUGAGAAAAUUCCCAAAGCUCUCUUGCCUGUGGGAAAUUUACCAGUCAUAUGGUACCCCAUCAAUUUGCUCGAUAAAGCAGGCUUUGAGGGUAAGGAACAUAAAUUUAUUGUUAAAGCUUUGCUAUGUACAGUGAAUUCCUAGUGACAAAAUGCUUAAAAAUAUGAUGGAGUGCCGUACCCAGAGAUCCCCAGAGUACAUAAAUGUUGUGGUUCAAUCUUUUUUUUUUUUUUUUGGGAGGGUGGGGGGAUAAAUUUAUUAAUUGUACUUUGAUUCCUUAUCAGACAGACAGCCUUUAUUUUAGCACGAUGAUAUUAAAAGCAUUGCAGCUUAUGGGGUUAUGAAAUAAGACGGACAGACAGCCUCAUUAUGAUACAUCACCCUAACCUAAAACAAAGGGAAAAUUAUUAGUUGGGUGCAGGCAAAAAAUUGACAAUUCCGUCACUUCCACCCCAUCAUUUUUUUCCUUGUGUCUUUUUGCGCUUGCUGUGUACAAAUUAUUUCUAUCCCCACCAUCUGAACACCUGGAACAGGCUACAUGACCCUCUCGCCAUGCAUUCCUCAUAUUCUCUUAUGUGUACAAUUUCCAACAUGCAUAGAUUGUCAUUGGUACCCAGUAAGGGUAAGGUCUAUACUGGGAUGCAACCACUGGUAGAUGAGUCACUGGCGACACUGAAAAGUACUGUCAAUUUUUGCAUCAGUGACUGUGUCUAGUGAAACAAAAAAUGAAAUUUGCUGAUUGUAGAUUGCACUUAGCCUGAGAAAACAGCCAACAUUUUGCAACGCCAUCACUGGUUUCCUUGCAAAAUGACAUCUGAGGAAUGAGCAAAGAAAUUCCAUACUGAUGAUGCGUCACUACUCAGAUUUGGGUGGUGCUUCUGAUUGGUCGCACUGCCAGGGAAUGUACUUCCACAUUUUGGGUUUUAAGGUUUGGCUGCUCAACAACAAUAACAUGUCCAUUUGUUAAUUUUUUUGCCAGAGAUCAUUAUUAUAGUGCUUGAUUCAGCACUCACACAAUUCCAUCAAAUUUUAACAAGCCUCUGCAAUCCAAAACUGAAGUUGGACUUUGUUACCAUUCCCGAUGAUGAAGACUUCCAGGGUACUGCUGAUGCUCUUAGGUACAUUAAAGACAAAAUAGAGGUAUGUGCCUUGAUUUCUGUGUGGCAAGUGUAUAGAAAUAGUGUCUUACAGGGUGGACUUUGACAAGUAAUCCCUCAGUUCACUGGCCAGUGUAGUAAGCAAUUUUCUUGAAGUGGCUAGAGGAUAACAUUUUGUAGCAAAGCUGCGAAAACAUGUAGCAUCUUAAUCACUGCUUCAAUGAAUUUAACAGUUGCAUAAAAAUAAAUUCAUAAUAAAUAAAUUCAUUAUUAAUAAUGGAAACUUGGGGGGUACCCUUGACCUGGCUUGAUUGCAAUAGACACCAUUUCAAGGCAGACUCCUUUGUAAUAUUAGUAUACUACAUAAUCAUAUGACUCAUGCAAAUAUUUUUUUUUUAUUGUCAAAAUUUUUGCAGAAAGAUGUUUUUGUUGUGAGUUGUGAUCUUAUCACAGAUGUUGCUCUUCAUCAUCUUGCUGAUAUUCAUCGCAGCCAUGACUCCACCCUUACUGCUUUUCUGGCUCCUGUGCCACAGACAAGUGCAGACAGAGAAGCUGCUAAUAAUCCCAAAGCAAAAAAGAAAACUGACACUUCAGGUAUAUACUUGCUGUUAAAUACGUGUUUUGCUGCAGAGGUGAAAUACAAAUUUUAUAGUUAUGUAGAAUUAUAUUAACCCUCUAUUAGAAGCGCUAGGAGUGAUGACAGCAUCAAAUUUGUCCUUGUAAAAUGAAAUACCUCAUAAAACAGCGCGCUCACUGAUCAACUAAGAAUUGAUUGUUAAUAUAUAAAAUCAUUUGUUUUUUCUUUAUUUGAACAGGCCAGCUUGAUUACAUCGGAAUUGACUCAAGAGAGAACAAGCUGUUGUUUUUCAAACCUGAAGCUGAUCUAGAUGAAGCAUUAGUAAUAAGAAAACCUCUUCUAAAAAGGUACAGUUUCUGUUACGGUAUCUUAACCUCUAUCGCUUACACAGAUAUUCUUGGUUUCUUCUUGCUAUGCAGAGCUGUAGUCAACUGUCAGUCAUUGGACAACACCCAACUAAACUGGCCCACGUGAAAAAUGCCUUAGAAAUUAAACCGACUAUGAUUGAAAACAGUUUUGAAUCUUGAGGAAAAUGAGCUUAAUUCUAAACUAAAACACCAAAAAUCUCAAACUUCAGUUUUAUGCAGAGAAUUGGAGAUUCAUACAGGAGAUUUGGAAAUUUGUGCCAUACAAAUCACAUACAUAUAUCGGGGAGACCCCUAGAUAAUCUAUGUUUAAAAUAUAACUCUGCAAGUUAAUGACUGGCACUUUAACUACACUACAGCCGUUUCUGCUGUGUAUGUAGAAUUGGCCACUAGUUUAUUGGGAUGUUUCUGUAUUAUUUAGGAUAUUGAUUUUGUGAUAGAACUAAUUUUUGUGGCUUUUGUGGCAGUGGUUUUACUUUGCAAACAAAAAUAUUGAUCCACUUUUACAGAUAUCCUUGUAUCAACAUUGUAAAGAAUCUAAUGGAUGCACAUUUAUACAUAAUCAAGAAAUGGGUGGUGGAUUACCUGGCAGAAAACAAGUAAGAGUUGUCCUAAGGUGUACAGAAAAUAACUCAACUUUGUAAAAAUUUCUCUGUGAAAAAACCUUAAGGAUUGAACAAUGUUUUAAUUUCAGGGCAAUCAACUCAAUAAAGGGGGAACUCAUUCCUUAUCUGGUGAAUAAACAGUUUCAAGAACACAAAAAUGUGGACAGAGAAGUCACUGGAACUGGAGAAAAGAAGUUUCUCAAUCAAGAGUCAGCCAAUAAUAAAAUAGGUAAACACCCUUCGGGGGAAUUGUUUGUAUUUCUCAUCCUUGGAGACCCAGGGGCAGUUAGUCGGGUUGAUAAAUCUUACAGUAAACUUUCACCACGAACAUUUUAUCGACCCGACUAACUGUCCCUGGGUCUCCAAGGAUGUGUAUUUCUCAGCUAUCCUCAUGGCUGAAAUGCUUUCCUGGUCUUUCAAAAUACACUGAAAUGUGCUUUCAGUCUCCUCAAAAUUUAUCUUUCUUAACCCUUUAAGCCUCAACAUCCACAUACCAAUUCUCCAAACUGAUCUCUAUACAUUUCUUUAAAGAAUAAGUUGAGAGAAUUUGAUAAUAGAUCAAAGCAUUUUCUCUGUAGUGAUCACUUCAUUAAUUCUCAUAACCUGAUCUCUUGACAAGGUAUGGAUAUCGUUAGGAGAAAAUUGGUGUUGGUCAUCAUUGGGGCUUAAAGGGUUUUAAUGAAAAAGGAACAAGCCCUUCCUUAUACCCCCUCCCACAUGAAUAAAAACCUUUCAAUCUUCUCUUAUCAGCUACUAGAUUUUUUUCCCUUUUACCUUAACAUUUUUGGAGAACCCUGAUAAAGCUUGUUAAUCUUUGCUUUCUUACCAGAUAUUUAUGACUAUGUAAGAGAGGGUGACAUUACAAUGUAUACUAGAGAGCUGUCCUCCUGGAGUGGUACACUAACAGAUAUUGACCAUAGCAACACCAUCAGAUGUCAUGCGUUUCUCAUGGAAAGUGGAACGUGCCUGAGAACAAAUACUGUGCCACUGUAUAUGGAGGCAAACAGACUGGUAAUUUUUUUUUGUUUCUGUGCACUUUACUUCACUGGAAGAUUAGAUUACAACUUGUCCGUGGAGAGUAAGUGAUUAGUGGAAGUCGCUCAUGGUGCCACAAUGUACCUCCAGUCUGUUUUUUGUUAUAAUGGCUUUUGGUAGUUAUAUGUUGUGUGGAAAGAGUUAAAUGAAUCGAGGGUUGCAGGUGUUUUAAUAUUGAAUUUAGAGAUUUUUCUAUUUUCUUACUAUAGAUAUCAAAACUUUUGCCAUCUCUGAUGGCAAAGGAAAUCCCAUUGAUUCACCCGUUGGCAUCAAUAAACCCCAAAUCACAGGUAGGAAAUCAUUUAACGAUAAUUAUGGUGCAUUGAAUCAUAUAUGACUGGUUUUACUACAUGUACAGUGUAUGUGCUAAGAAGAAUGACUCAGUAAUAUUGAUUAGCCUGCUUGUUGGUUCUCACCACUGCUCCCACUACUUCCAACUUCGAGAUUAUUUCUUCCUUCUACCACUUAAUAUAAUAAAUAUUUUGGUUUAAAAUUUCUUUUCAUAAUAAUUUUAGUUUGAUCAAACUUUAAAGGCUGGUAGUACAUCAAACUGCAAAAUCUCUUCACUACUCUGGACACCUCUGGAUCUUAUGAGUCUAAAUGAAGAUUUCUUUUUUUAUUUUUUAGGUGGGGAAUGAUUGUAUGUUGGAUGAAAGUGUUUCAGUGGGAGAGAAAGUUUCAAUAAAGAAAUCUGUGAUCGGUAAACACACCACCAUUGGAGAGAAAGUCAAGAUCAGUAACUCUGUAAUCAUGGAUCAUGUAACCAUCAGAGAUGGGUAAGUCAAUAAUAAUAUUAUUAUUACAAAAUAUGCCAACCAUUCCUUUCUUUUGAUCUGUGAAGACUCAGGGACAUUCAGGUAGGGCAGAAGGAUUCACUUUAAAAGUGCUGUCAGUUUUUGUCAUUGUAUAAUUUUCACCUGCCCCAACUAGGUGUUGCUCUUUCUGACUUUCUGCUAGUGCACAGUGGAUCCCUUUAAAACAGUGAAGUGGCUUGAAUUACAUUAUUGGUGAUGAAUGUUUUAUUUUUUUUUACACUUACAGUCACACCAGGUAAAGUGUAUCGCCCCUAGAUUCCAUUAAUGAAUCCAUUAUUUGAAAAAAUGAAUCUGUUAGUUGUGCCACAACCAGUAUUCCAAAUUCAAAUCUGCAUUUCAGCAUGUGUAAUGAGCAGUGAUAUUUUGGCUACAACUUCUCAGUUUUGGGUUGGAUUGAAAAAUCUUUGAAUGGAUAAAAUGCUUUGAAAGCAUUUAUAUCAAAUUCAAGAAAACUGAGCUGGCAGAAAUUUUAUAACUUCCUAAUGUGUGAAUUCACUUCUCAAUACGCAUGCAGGAAUGCAGAGAUGAAUCUGAAAUCUACCAUUACCAACUACCAACGGAUUUAACUUUCGAAAACAAUAAAUUGAUUAAAAAAUUGAUUCUUGUGGAGUAUGCUUGACCAGGCUUUACCUUAACAUUCUGUUAUUAUUAUGGUUUGUCUUGCUAGAUGCAACAUCCAAGGGAGCAUUAUAUGCACAAAUGCAUACAUCAAAGACAAUGCCAGUCUUAAAGAUUGCCAGGUUGGAGACUCGCAUACCAUAACAGAGGCAGGUGAGUGGUUGAGGCUAUUUAAUUUGAUUUUAUGUUUUUAA